Molecule: messenger RNA, 1875 nt
Organism: Manihot esculenta (cassava)
Lineage: Eukaryota; Viridiplantae; Streptophyta; Magnoliopsida; Malpighiales; Euphorbiaceae
Product: zinc finger protein CONSTANS-LIKE 15
Exons: 4
Coding region: 139-1644 (501 amino acids)
Molecular function (GO): zinc ion binding; protein binding
Source: RefSeq, a predicted model, not a curated record
UGAUUCCAUCCCAAUUCCAUUCCACGCUUCUCAUGUGUCCUAUUACAGUCGCUGUCUACUCCCCGAAGACAAAUAUCAAAAGGUGAAAAAUGUUUCUCAUAGCUUUUCUCUUCUAGGGUUUUUCAAGCUACACAGAACAUGGGGAGCCCCAAAUCGGAUACUAAAAGGAGCGUUCCCUGCGAUUUCUGCAGCGACCAGGUAGCGGUUCUCUACUGCCGAGCGGAUUCCGCCAAGCUCUGCCUCUUUUGUGACCAGCAUGUGCACUCCGCUAAUCUUCUCUCUCGGAAGCAUCUCCGUUCCCAGAUCUGUGAUAACUGCAGUUCCGAGCCCGUUUCUGUUCGUUGCGAGACUGAUAAUUUGGUGCUCUGCCGGGAGUGCGAUUGGGAUGCUCAUGGUAGUUGCUCUGUUUCCGCUUCGCACUAUCGAAUUCCAAUUGAAGGAUUCUCUGGAUGUCCAUCUGCGCUUGAGCUCGCUUCAAUCUGGGGAUUCGAUCUCGAGGAGAAGAACUUGGAUAAGGAGCCUUCCGCGCCGUUGAUUCAGAGCUGGAAUGAUGGUGGAGUCCAGGAUAUGGUGAUGCAAAUCGAGCCAUGGUUGUCUAGAUCUACUGGUGGUGUGAGUUAUCUGGAUUUGAUGGUGCCUAAUGGUAAAGCCAUUGUUUAUGGGAAUGUGAGCGGUGAAGAGAUGGUAACGACGUCGAAGAGGCAGCGGAGUCCGAGUUGUGGGAGGUACAAGCAAGUGGUACAUAAGCAGUUGAUGGGCUUGUUCAAAAGAAAUCUGAUGGCCGGUGACGGUGGUGGUGGAGAGAAUUUGAUGCCGGAAACGCCGAGUAGGAGCGGUUGGCAGGGGGAUGUGGAGGCAGCUGAUUUUGGGAAUGGAAAUGAUGAAGUUACUGCCACAACCGUUGCGGGUUCAACAGUUCCUCAGCAACCGUUGCAGGAACAGGCGCCUUUCACAUCCUUGCUCAUGUUGGCAUCACCGAUGGAUCUGAAACCGAGUGGUCGUAUAGUUGGCGAGAAUUUAAUGUGGGGUGGCAGUGCCAGUGCUCAGGGUACCCAGAUAUGGGAUUUUAAUUUAGGACAAUUGAGGACCCAUGAAGAAUCUGACCAACUGGAAGUUGAAUACGGGUCAAGUGAUGCAGUGUUCAUGAUCAAGAAUAUUGGUGAACUUAUGAAAGAAACUUCAUUAAGUAACACAAAAAUGUUGGGAGGCCUGUACCAGCUGGAUUGCCCUAUGGCACAUGAUGACAUAUCAUUGUUUAAUAACAAAUCAAAUAACCCAACAGCCAGCCAGGGUCCAGCAACAUCUGAGAGCAACAACCUACCUACAGCAAGGACAUCGUCAGGCUCAACUCAUGGUAAGCUGAAAAACUCCAGUGGUGGCGAAGAUAUCCAGUUCAUGGAACAGAAAAUUCUUGUUAGAGGUGACAGUGUGAGAACAAUGCCACCAACGAAAGUUGAUAUUGAGCUGCUGGCAAAGAACAGAGGCACUGCCAUGCAGCGCUACAAAGAGAAGAAAAAAACCCGAAGAUAUGAUAAGCACAUACGAUAUGAAUCAAGAAAGGCCAGAGCUGAUACUAGGAAGCGAGUGAAGGGUCGAUUUGUGAAGGCUAUUACUGCAUCUCCUGAUGGGCGAACUGUGCUUUAGAUAGAGCUCCCUGCUCUGGUUGUAAAUAGUAUCAACAAUCCUUCCCCAGCAAAUGUAUAAUUCAGUAGUCCUUGUUUCUUAUUGUUGUGAUCUAUAUGUUGAAGCAUGAAUGUGUUCAUGUUCAUGCUCAUCCUCUCCCUAAAUGAAGUUCCACUUGAUGUUUUGGCCUAUUACUUUUACUAACAGAAAUGGCAGUGCUGAGAAAAAGAGCUGGUGGCUUAGCAGGCUGGA